CUCACAAACGGAAAGAAUAGACAGCCAAACGCACGCACGCACUCAUGUGGCCUCUCUCUGCGCAUAAUGAUUCAUCAACCACCGUUUGCUCAUGAAACCGUGAUUUCAUGAGUUCAGGUCCGAUGAGUUCAUUUACGGAGCUGGGUGGUUUGUCGUGGGCCCUCGGAUGCCCCCACCCCCACCUCUCUCAUCCCGCGUCUCGACGGACCGAACGCUGCUGCUGCAGCAUCACCGGCAGCCUCCAAACUGCGUUUUCCCUGCCGCGAUGGAUCCCCGAGUAAACCGGCGAGCUGCUGUCAGAGAGACACCGCUGUAGCCGCUGUGGGCAAGGACCGACACGCAAUGACCGCAAAGAAAUGGUGCCAUAGAAUCCAACUAAGAGAUAAAGAAAGGCUAUUUUAUUUCUAGCGAUGUUAUAGGAUCGCCUUGUUUACCUUCUCGACAGAUAAGCAGCCGGGUGACUGUGAUAUUACGGCAUGUAAGAGCUGGAUAACUAUUCCUGUGUGACCGACACCCUUCUGCUGCUGAUUACAGUGAAAUGAAAAAGAAUGGGCCCAGCAGGUCAGUAGACCCGCGCUAAUUGGAGACAUGUUUUAAGGACAAUACCUCAGCCACCAUGAAAGGGUUAGGAGCCAACCGCAGUCGUCACCUUUCUGACUCGUGUGAACCAGCGGGCUGUUCCCAGAAGCCUUUGUGUCCUUUGACCUCUGACCCUCACAGCUCCUUUCUGUUGAGCCCUACUAUAAACCACUAUGGCACUCUGGACCCCCAUCUCCACCAGUGCCCUCCCACCAGCCCCACCACCUUGACUCCUGACUGCUUGCUGCCUUUCAGCCAGAUGUCCAACAGCAGCACUUUCCCUCGUCUGCAUUUUACCUCUCAGACUGACCAGGUUGACUGCUCCCAGGCCUGUAUGGCUACUGGUGGUGGAGUUGGGCAGGGCAGCAGGGCAGGGACACUAUCCACAUCCUUGUCUAUGGGUAUGGGCUUGGGUCUGGGCCUGACUGGUGCCCCUAUGAUCACCAGUGGAUCGGCCACUAUCUCGUCUGCAGCAGCAGCAAAGAUGAACCGGUUACCUUCCAGCCUACUGGAUCAGCUAGAGAGGCACCUGCCCCUACAGCGUGAUGGCUUCAGUACACUGCAGUUCCACAGAGGCCGUAUGUCAAAGCAACGCAGUGAGAGUCCAGGACGCAUACGCCACCUGAUGCAUUCUGUGCAGAAGCUGUUUGCCAAGUCUCAGUCCUUGGAAAACUCUGCAAUCAAGGGUAGCUUAAAUGGGCGCUCUGCAGGAGGAAUGACUGGGUCUACAGGAAGUGGUGAGGAUAGUGGUAGACCAACCCGCAGGAGCAAAAGUAAAGACAGGGCUAAGACUGAAGGGCAAAAGCAGAGACCUAGACCUAGUACACUAGGCCUCUGGGGCUCAGAUGAUGCCCUGGACACUGACACUACCAAAGCUGGCACUAUAGCUGUAGGUUACCGCAACCCACUGAGCAUGAUGACUCUUGGCAGAGCGGUGUCAGACAGCCAGGCCCCUCCAAGACAUAUUCCACAGGGCUAUAACACAAUUUCUGCACAUACUCUCAAGACCUCCAAAAGCAGCAGUGACCUCAAGUUUCUGGCAUGCCCAGCAACACAAGUAGGAUCCAAGGAAGAGGAAGGAAGAACUAGGGGAAGCAAGGACGAUACACUGGUGAAAAGGGGCUCUUGGUCCACUCUCACACUUACCCAGGCUAGGCAGGUGUUGCAGAAGGGCUCUGCUACAGUCAACAGGACCCUGCUUAAAUCAAAGUCAUGCCACCAAGACUUGGCACAACAGUUCCUUCAGGUCCCCCUGGGCGACUGGGCAGGAACUUUGGGUCAUGGAAGGACCAAAGGAACUGAGAUCCCUUGUCGAAGGAUGCGCAGUGGCAGUUAUGUCAAAGCUAUGGGAGACUUAGAGGACAGUGAUGACUCAGAGGGAAGCCCCAAACCUUCGCCCAAAUCUGCAGCUCGCCGCCUGAGCUACAUGAAAGCCACCCAGCAGUCACUGAGUGAGCAGCAGCCGCCACCGACGCCACGCAAGCCUCGUUGCUACGCUCUCAUGCGGGAGGAUUAUCUGUGGUCUCCUCUACAAAGUGCGUGCUCUAUGCAGCAUCUGAGCACCCUGCCGUCCCUGAAAGAGCUGUCCACUAAUCGGAGCCUUGAUAACUUAGACUGCCUGGUGAGUCCUUUAGAGGCCCCUCCACGCCACAGGAACAAUGAUUUCAGCCAAUGCUCUGGUACACUGGGCAGAGGCUCGGGCACUCAGCGUGUGAGUCUGCACACGUUCUUUCAGGUAUGCGGGCAGGGCUGUGGGCACUCUGUACCGUACUGUGAGGGGGAAUCGCAGGCUGUGGAGGCUCUGGAUCUGCCUGCGCCUACGUGCUUCCGGUCGCGCAGCCAUAGCUACCUGCGGGCCAUCCAAGCAGGCUGCUCCCAGGAUGAAGAUACAGCUUCUGUGGAUUCAGAGUCACCACCACCCACCACUCCAGGCUAUAGCUACAGCUCCAACACCACAGUCAGCAAUAGGAAAGCUCCUCCUCCAGUCCCUCCCCGUACCACCUCCAAGCCCCUCAUCUCAGUGACAUUGCAGAGCAGCACCGAGUCAGCCCAAGACAUAUACCUUGACCAGCAGGACCGUGGCAGUGAGGUCAACAGCCAGUCAGGACGGAGCAACUCCUCUGACAGCCUCUGUAGCAUACGCACGGGUAGCCUGGCUAAGGGGACACAGCCUCCACCAGCGCCUGUCCCUGCUGCAACCCCAGCACCAUCUGCAGGCUCCAUACCUCCUGUUCCAGCCCCCCGUGACCUCCCACCUACCACCACCACAACCACUACUGUUGCUACAAGUACCACUUCCACAUCUACUCAGUCCCAAAAUGACACCCUAAGCAGUGGUACCACCCUAGAGCAGCCCCCGACUGCAUCCAAGAGGAAACUUUCCUCUAUUGGAAUUCAAGUGGAUUGUCUUCUGCCAGUUCCAAGAGAAGAACCCCUGCCACUGGCUACACCUCUUAAGUUUCAGUCAAUUGGAGUUCAAGUUGAAAACGGCAGGCCUCUCAGCCGGGACAGCAGCAUGGCCUCCAGACAAAAUACAGAGACUGAACCUCAGGAGCCUAAGGAUGCCGCACCCAUAGAAAACAACACAACCAACUGCGCCAACAGUCAGACGGUGAAUACUGCGCCGAACGGACAGGACAAAGCCAUGGAGCAGCAGCCACUUAAACACAACUCAGCACCAUCCAGGAUAUCCAUCUCACCCCCAGAGACUCUCGACCCAGCUUUAGACCCCUCCUCGUUGCCGCCUCCAGAUCCCAGCCUCGAGUCUGGAAACUGCAGCAGCCAGGGAGAUGCUGUUCAGCCUAGCACGCCAGCAUGUCUCAGAGACGGCAACUGGUUUCUGAAGCUACUGCAGGCUGAAACAGGCCGCAUGGAGGGAUGGUGUCAGCAGAUGGAGCAGGAGACCAAAGACAACAAGCUCUCAGAGGAGGUUUUGGGGACGAUCCGCAGUGCAGUAGGCAGUGCUCAGCUCCUCAUAUCACAGAAGUUUGAGCAGUUCAGAGGGCUCUGUAAUGAGAACUUGAAUAUAAAUGCCAACCCACGACCAACAUCGCAGGACCUUGCAGGGUUCUGGGAUCUGCUACAGCUCUCGAUAGAAGACAUCAGUAUGAAGUUUGAUGAGCUCUACCAACUUAAAGCCAACAACUGGCAGCUUCCUGAAAAGAAGGAUGAAAACAAGCAGCUUCCAUCAUCUGUGCCAAAGAAGCAGAGUAAGCCGCGGCUGUCAGCAGAGAAGGACAAGAGCGUAGACUCUGCUGCAGACAAGCAGCGGCAAGAAGCCAGAAAAAGGUUGAUGGCAGCAAAGCGCGCGGCAUCAGUACGACAGAACUCCGCCACAGAAAGUGCUGACAGCAUCGAAAUCUACGUCCCCGAGGCACAGACCCGCCUCUGAGAGCAAACCAGCACCGAUCAAAAAAUUCCUAACGCACUUCAGACAUUCAUUGACACAACACAAAUCUGAGACACACACACAAAAUAUAUAUAUCUAUAUAUAUAUAUAUAUUGGAUGCACAGAGGCCGAUCCCUCAUAGCAGCACAGGAGAUAUGUGGGGAUCACAAAUAAUCAAGAAAAAUGCAGAUCACCAACCUGCUGCCAUGGGACAGAAGUAACCUUGACAGAUGUUAAAUACUAUUGUUAUUAUUGUUAUUAUUGAUAUUCUAAUAAUUAUUAUUAUCUCCUAAAGUAUUUCAAGACUGUCUUAAAUGUGCAAGUAUCUUCGAUAAGGACAUCCUGUACCUUGUGAGCUGAAGAAUCUUGGUAUCCCAGAAGUUUACUCUCUUAAAAACUCCCUUCACUGCUGAGUCUACCGGCAAGUUGCGGCUGCCAGGUUUACGAGCUGAGCGACCAUCCACACACACUCAGGACACACAUGCAGGUGUACUCACUGUCCACAGAGUCUUCCUGUUCUCUCUCUUUGUAUUUGGCUGCAACUCGUUGGGUGUGGUGUGUACGCUUUACUGUGUAAGAAUUAUAAGAUGGCGUUAGUGUACUCAGAGGUUUAAAAUGCAGAGAACCAGAGGAAGGCAGUAGCAUAUAUAUUAUAAAUAUCACACUAUUACAAUGUUCAUUUUGUAAAUGUUGUAUACCAGAUUAUUUGUUAGAAAGAGGUCAGUGUUCAGUACCAAGGUAGUUUUUUAUAGAUCGAGUACAUUUACUGUCAUGAUAUAUUAGCACUUGAUGCAAUCAUUCACUCCCCAUUUAUCUUCCUCUCCUUUUCACCAGUGCACAUUACACAGUCUGUGGAUACCCAUUCUUAAAGUCUUACUUUGGUUAGUUUUUGGUAAGGGAGAUGAGGAAGGAUCGCCCAGCCAGUGAGGAAAAAGUGGAAUGUAUGAAAUGUAUGCGUUUGCAGCUCAUGUUGACUUGAUCACUGCACUUUCCAUUCACCUCAGAUCAAGUUUGCCCACCUUUUGUUAUCCUAAUCAUUCUGACUUUCACUACAUCCUCACGCGAUGUAGGGGGACCAAGACAUUCACCACUUGAUAUGGCAUUCCCAUUCAACCAGACUUGUGUGUGAGGGUGGGGGUUAUCUUGCUUCUGGAAAGAAAAUGGAAUAGCAUAGCAAUAAUAAAAUCAUUAGAACAAGCAAUGCAGUAGGUACCCAGUCUUAAGUUAUUUAAUCAACAUUUCCAGUAGGACUUUGUUAGCAUGAAGGAUGAAUGUUUGUUUUUUUUUUCUUGUUCUUCUAUGAACUAACUUUCCUUAAAAUGACAAGAAUCUCAGGUUGAACACUUAAGCUCAACAGUAAAAACCACUAUGGAUGGAAUAUUUAUUAUACAGCCUCUGGGCCAAAAUCUUGGAGCCUUUGCCAAAUAUUCCAUAGGACUCCAGGCCUCCAUGGUGUUCUUCUAUAAGGAAAAGGACUUUUUGGUAAGGUUCGGUGAUGUAACAAAAGGGGUUAGUUUGACUCCUCUGAAAUCACGAUUCCCUUACUCCCCUUUCUAGCAGCUAGAACUCCCACCCCUUUUGAAAACGAAGAACUGUGGUACAAUGUUUGUUUUGGGGGUUUUUUGGUUUUUUUAUGCCAUUUGACACAUUUUUGUGACAUUCAUCUGAAAUGAGAUCAAUCUAAAUAUGCGUGGAUUUAUGUAAUUUACAAUAAUAAAUGGUGCUGCGAGGGAUUUCAUAUUGUGCCAACGUGGCAAUGAUCAUCAACCUUUUAGUUUCAUCUUAUUAGGAUUUUAUUUAAUGUUAUUAUUAUUUAAUCUGCUCAUGAAUUCAGUUGCCUGUGUGUGCAUUCUCAGAAACGUUUGUGUUUGCAUCUGCUCACUCCAGAUAUGCUAUGCCUCAUCUCUGUAUAAGCUCAUGACACUUUGGCUAUGGGACUGGAAUAGUUUCCAUGUUUCCAGUUUCUUAAAUGGAAACUCAAGUGCCAAGGGUAUAUAAGUGGAACAGGGCAUAGCACAUACUCAUGCAAAAGUGUAGGUAGUGUAGGUUGACUCACUUUUUCUUUUUUCCUUUUUUUCUUUUUUUUUUCUUUUUUUUUUUUUUUGUGUUGCAAGAACUGGCUCUCCCCCUACUGGUCAGUUCUUUGCAUGACACUCCAGACAUUUUGUUCUGCUCCAUUUUGAAUUUUUAGUUAACAUCCAAAAAGACACGAAGUUGAGCUGGGAAUGCUGACACAACACUGCGUUGUCAAAUUUCUUAUUCUCUUAUUUGUAUUACAUCAACAAUGGACAUGUGCAUUUCAUUGUCCAAAGAAAUCAUUAAACAUCCCUUUGCUACA
Messenger RNA from Oreochromis niloticus (Nile tilapia), 6305 nucleotides. RefSeq names its product discs, large (Drosophila) homolog-associated protein 4a (gene dlgap4a). Bases 617 to 3970 code for a protein of 1117 amino acids. Gene Ontology annotation, molecular function: molecular adaptor activity. The record is from RefSeq and is a predicted model, not a curated record. Lineage: Eukaryota; Metazoa; Chordata; Actinopteri; Cichliformes; Cichlidae. Gene Ontology annotation, cellular component: glutamatergic synapse; postsynaptic specialization. Gene Ontology annotation, biological process: signaling. The transcript has 12 exons.